UUUCAAUAAAUAAUGAAUUAUUAAUGACAUCAAAUUCAAUGACAUCAACAUCUGUUAUAUUAUCACCUAUUACAAAACAUAAAGAAAUAACAACAAGUAAUGAACCAUUAUUCGUUGUACAAUAUCAAAAACAAUCAUCUAUACAUAAUUUAGAAAACAUUCAUCCUAUUGUAGAUAAUCAACUUGAUAAACAUCAUGAUUAUUAUUAUCACAAUAAUCAUCAUCAUCAUCAUCAUGAUCGUGAUCAUCGUCAUGAUCGUGAUCAUCAUCAACAAUCAAUCAAUUCAUGGAGUAAAAAACUAAAACAUAAUUGGAAAUCUGAACCUUCUCGUUUAUUUUUUAAUUUUAAACGAAAAAGUACUUUUGAAAAUGUUCAUCAUUCAAUUAAUUGUCAAUUAAAUGAUCAUAUUUAUAAUAAUCCAUUAAAUAAUUCAAAUAUUCCAUAUUUACCAAUAUUAUGUAAUAGUUUAGAAAAAAUUCAUAAUAAAACAUCUGAUUCCAUAAAUCAAUUAUAUCAUUCUUAUAAUCCAUAUAAUACUGAUGAAACUUUAAAUCAUCAUACAAAACAACAUUUUACAAAUUCUAGUUUACAUUAUUCAAAUAUUCAUUAUCAAUCACCUAAUUAUAAUCAUAUAUCCAAUUCACAUUAUAUUCAAUCAUUAUCAACAUUAUCCGAUAAGAAUUUAAUACAUAAUAAUAUUCAUUCAUUGAAUUGUAAACAAUCAAUUACUGAACAUUUAACCAAAUCAAUAAUAAAUGAUUCAUUAUAUAAUAAACCAUGUAAUAUAAAUCAUAAAUUAUCAUUAAUAAAUGAUAGAUCUAAACGUGCAUUAAUUAAUGUUGGCGGUUUUAGACAUGAAAUAUUAUGGCAUAUUGUAGAUCGUUAUCCAAAUACAAGAUUAGGUAAAUUACAUCAUGCAACUAAUUUAGAAGAAUUAUUAAAUUUAUGCGAUGAUUAUGAUCCAAUUAAUAAAGAAUAUUAUUUUGAUCGUAAUCCAACUGUAUUUUCAACUAUAUUAAAUUUUUAUAGAUCUAAAAAAUUACAUUAUAAUGAUAUGAUAUGUGUAAUGGAUUUUAAAGAUGAAUUAAUUUAUUGGGGUGUUAAUGAAAGUUUUAUGAAAGCAUGUUGUUCACAUCGUUAUCAUCAACAAAAAGAUUUAAUUGAAGAUGAAGUUAGAAAAGAAGAAAAUUGUAUAAGACAAACAACAACUAUUGAUGAAUUUGGUUCUGGUUGGUAUGCAAAUUUAAAAAGACAAGGAUGGAAUUUAUUAGAAAAACCGCAUACAUCUAGAGCUGCUAGGGUGUUUGCAAUCGUUUCAAUAAUUUUUAUCCUUUUAUCUACAAUCAGUUUAACGUUGAAUACAAUGCCUGAAGUACAACUUAAUACUACAUUGAUCAAAUAUAUUGAAACGGAGAUACUUACUAAUACAGAUUAUAAUAAUACUACUACUACUACACAUCAAUCACCAAAUGAAAUAACUGAUAAUCCAUAUUUAGAUAUUGUCGAAACAAUAUGUAUCUCAUGGUUUACAUUGGAAUAUGUAUUGCGUUUAUGGUGUUCACCAAAUAAAUUGAAAUUUCUUAAGCGUAUUCUCAAUAUUAUUGAUUUAAUUGCAAUUUUACCUUUCUAUAUACAUGUAUUAUUAGUAGAAGUUGUAACAAGACAUCAUAAUGAAUCAUUACAUUCAUUAAGAAAAAUUGUACAAAUUUUUCGUAUUCUUCGUAUUUUACGUAUAUUUAAACUUGCUAGACAUUCAACUGGUUUACAAGCACUUGGUUAUACAUUUAAACGUUCUUAUAAAGAACUUGGUUUACUUAUGUUAUUAAUUGCAUUAGGUGUAGUAUUAUUUUCUAGUUUAGUAUAUUUUGCUGAAAAAGAUGAAAAUUCUGAAAUGUUUCGUAGUAUACCAGCUGCAUUUUGGUGGGCUACUAUUACAAUGACAACAGUUGGUUAUGGUGAUAUGUUACCAAGAACAAUAUUAGGCAAAUUAAUUGGUGCAUGUUGUUGUAUAUGUGGUGUAUUAGUAGUAGCAUUACCAAUUCCAAUUAUUGUUAAUAAUUUUGCUGAUUUUUAUAAAGAACAUAUGAGACGUGAAAAAGUUUUAAAACGUAGAGAUGAAUUUGAAAAAUUUCGUCGUAAUGAAGAAUUAAUUAAUAAUGAAAUGAAUACAAGUGCCUUUAUUGAACAAAUUAAUGAAGAGAAUGAGAAAAAAAAUAUUUAUCUAAUCAAUAAAAUUGUAUAAUUUAUGAUCAUGAUCAUGAUUAUGAUCUAAAAUGGAUCUUAUUAAGAGCUCAAAAUGAUUUAUCAAUUAAAGUUCAAAUGAAUUCUUAGAUUUAUCAUAUAUUUAUACAUAUAUAUAACUAGAUUGGUAAAAAGAAAAGAAACACAACAAUACUGUAAACAGUUCUCUCCCAGUUAUUAUUUUUUUGUCGUUGUUGUUACUGCCUGACAAUUAAAAAAACAUACACACAUAGUUACAAUUGAUUACUCACAUAUAUUAUGAAUGUAUAAAAGUGGAUAAAAAUAUCAUACAUGUAGAGAAUAAUAAUAAGCUUAUUAUUAUUAUUACCAUUAUUAUUAUUAUUAUUUUACAAGUUAAUUAGAGAUAAUUAUUGUUUUUUUUUCUUUUGCAUGAUAUUUUUUACUUUAGCUUAAUAAUAACUUACUACUUUAUUAUGAUACAACAAUGUAUAAGGAUCAAAAUUAGAGAAAGAAAAAAAGAACACUUCUUAUUGAAUAUAAAAAUAAAUAGGAAUUCAUAUUCAAG
This is a messenger RNA of Schistosoma spindalis, 2768 nucleotides long. The record is from the annotation of a GenBank genome assembly. Lineage: Eukaryota; Metazoa; Platyhelminthes; Trematoda; Strigeidida; Schistosomatidae.